AUGUGUGAAUCUGGCUUGUUUCUCCCCUUCUUUUCUCUCUCUCUGCAGGUGUUUGGUCAGACACCUCUUUUCAUGGGCAGAACCCGUCAAUGGUAUCUGUGGCCAGAGCUACCAUGCAGCCAGGUAUCAAAGUGCAAAGGCUUAUUGAAUUGGAUGGAGAAGCAUCGGCUGCCUUACUUCUGCAAAACCAAUUUGUUUCUCCACUAUGUACUCUGUGAGGAACUCGUCAGUUUUACUCGCUCUCCAGAGGCAGCGGAGAUGUUGCGAUGGAAGAAGGCUGAUCAGUGGCUGCUUGAGAAAUGCAUUGCCGGCAGCAGAGGCAUGUGGCGGUUUCGAUCCUUCAUGCAAGGAAUGGCAGGAGAAGAGCUCACCAAGUUCUGGCUUGCUGCAGAAAGGAUACUUGGGAUUGAUGAAACAGAUGAAUCCCAGCAGGAUCUCUAUGUGUCACUGAUCCAGAUCCUGAUGGCCACCCACUUGCAGGAGGGGUCUACAGUUGUCACCCUCUGUAACACAACCAUUAAAUCGCUUCUGAAAAUGACUCCCCUUCACCAGCAACACAUCCACACUCGGAGGGAAAUCCUAAGUGAGAUGCAGAAAGUGGCCCUGUUCAAGAUUGAAAGCUACUGGCUCCCCAACUUCUUCAUUCAUUGCAAAUUAAGCAUGGAGAACGAGCCCACAUGCCUCCAUCUGCUCCAGCAGUAUCAGGACCGGUUAUUUCAGGCUGGUCUGCAGAAGCAGAGGUUGUCAGCUGUGCCUCCGAUGAGCAUCCGAGAAAGCAGCUUGGACACAGACUCUUAUUCCAGCUUGAAAAGCAAAAAGGAAGUCUGGGAUCAGAUCAGAGGUAGGAGCCUUUCUCACAAAGGGAAAAAAAAAGAUGGCCGCUGCCAGAAGCCCAGAUCACAUAAAGGCAGUCCGGUGAACAAGAAGCUGGCCUCCUCCAGAAAGAGGUUCUCAAGUCCCAGCCCUCCUCGCACAGAACACAGCUGGGACUUGGAGGGUGUGAUGGCUUCGAAUGAAUCGCCAAGCUUCAAAAGCAGCCCAAGCGAGUUCCUCUCUUCCCCUGUAUCGGAUGAGUAUCCUGACAAGUGCACCUUCAACAAAUUGCGCUCUUCCACUCCUGUGGUGCAGUUCCCUUCCAUGCUUGCUCUGAAAACCCUUGUCAAGUCUCCCCUGUGCCUAGACUUCCUUCCUUGGGUGCUCAAUGCCGACAAAUGUGCGGGACGCCCCUUCAGGGAGUUUUUGCUGCGGCGGAACUAUGCAGUAGAAGUCCAUCUCCUUGAUCUAUGGCAUGACCUGGAGGACUUCUUGCGCAUGAUGUUGUGCUCCCUUGGUGAAGGGAACAUCCUUCUGCGCCACAUGAUGGGGGAAAGGAUUUGUGAGCUGUAUCUGAUGCAGAGCAGCAAUUGGCACCUGCCCCUGAAACUAACAACUCUCCGGAGUUUGCAGAAUCUCCUGCCUUCUGGUCAUGUGAUUCCCUGGGUCCUGAAAGCACAGAAGGAAAUCUGUAAGAUACUCAGCUUCCUCUAUGAGGAGUUCCUUCAGAAUGAUGACAAAAUGUUCCUGUAUUAUGUGAGUGGCAAAGAGAAGAAACCAAAUGCAGAAGAGCCGUAUGAAAAGACUGAGAACCUGCGGCUGAUCAGAAGGAUCAUUGAAUCCUUGCAUCUGAGCCAGGCCUUAGCUGGCAUGAGAGACUUUGAGCUGCUUACACGAGAGCACUGGCGAAUGCUGGGCAUUCAGGACCUGGCCAUGGGGGGCUCUGUUUUCAUGGAAUUGGAGCCUAUGGUGCAACCGAGGGAUUAUGGCAGCAUGGCAUUUGAGGAACUGACUCAGCUGAACCCCAAGAUGGCUGUGGAACUUCUUAGUAAGAACUUCAGGGAGUUCUGCAAGAGAUGUCCAUCAGACAAAGUGUUUGUUCAGCCAGCAGUUCCCAAAAGGCUUCUCCAAUGGUCCCGAUCCAGUUACUCCUUCAUGAGGAAGGGGCCACUCAGGAAACCUCUUUCAAAGCCCAGAACUCUCUCAGAAGUGCUGCAGAACUCACUCCAUUUUGACUACUUCAGGCACUUCCUCCGGAUGCACAAUGCAGAAGCCCCACUCCUUUUCUGCCUGGCUGUGGAAGAUAUCAAAAAUGAGAAGGAUGUCAGGAUUCAGAAUUUGCAGAUCAACGAAUGUGUCCAGACUUACUUCCACAGCCCUAUUCCACCUGAAAAACUGCUGCAGUGCAAUGAAUAUAUCAUCCAAGAGAUUCCAAAGUUACCAUCAGUCCCUGUUCCCAUGCUAGUCACCGCACAAAUAUUAGUCAUGAGGAACUUAGAAGAGAAGUGGUUUAAUAUGUAUCAAAACCUAUAUCCUGAAAGUGAUAUUUCUGUUAUUCCACCUGGCUGGAGGACAAAGAGGGAUUCUCAGAUGGCAAGCAGGCAGAAAAGGUGCUGGUGUGCUCUUUUCUCCUUCAUCAGGAGGGUCUGCAAGUUCCGAAAGGCAAUGAGUUAUGUGAGAGAGCGCAAACACUUUGAGAACUUUCUCCAGAAGGAGGUGAAGAACGACAAGGAAAAUCUGCAAAGCCCAACUGGUACUCAAACAAGGCAUGGAAGUAUUUCUGGAGUUAGUGGGCGUUAUGGCUCAGUUUAUGGACCAUCAGAUGACACUGAAGUGCAACAGGUAAAGCGCAGGAUACCUGGUGGCCGCAUCAUCUCAGUCAACUUCUUGGUGAAUGAUCUCUACUUUUAUCUAGAAAUGGAGAGGUUUUUUCAUCUGUCUGAUACUGUGGUCAUGCUGGCUUCUCUUGGGUUCUAUACAGAGCGGGAUAUUGCCUUCCUGAAGAGCAAAGUGGCCACCAUCAACAAACUAUUUCUGAAUUCAGAUAUCCCACCUAAACUGAGGGUCAAUCUCACAGAUGCACAGUAUAUUCAAAUUCGGAAUUUAAUUUCUGAAGGUGUGCUGAACAGGACUCUUUAUCAUGGUGCUAUAAUCUCCAUCUUCCCACUUUUAUUAUACUUCUGGAAGAAAUAUUGUUUUUGGAAAGUAAUGACGUGUUUCAGAAAACAUAAAGAAAAAUGUGAUUUUUCUCCUCCUCCACCAACAUCACCUCCAAAGCUAGCUAGGAAGUACAAUGGUUACAGUGGAGAAGAUCAUCCAAUCAUCAGGUUUACUUUGCUCAGAGGAAUCCAGCUAUUGCUGCCUCAGCCAAAGGAGGAACUAGAGGAAAGCCCUGGAGAAAAAUCUUCAUUAGGAAGUGCAACCCAUGUGAAAUCAUCAUCUGGUGUCUCUCUCUUGCCAAAAAGGUAA
Messenger RNA from Python bivittatus (Burmese python), 3282 nucleotides. Lineage: Eukaryota; Metazoa; Chordata; Lepidosauria; Squamata; Pythonidae. The record is from RefSeq and is a predicted model, not a curated record.